GAAAACUUAAAAUUGGUUGCCCACAGAAAACUGUCCCGUGUACUCUUGGUGGCUAUGAAGUUCAGCCACAGUCAGCGACUGGGCUCUGUGCUUGCCCUUUUCUCUCUGGUCCUAGUUUUCUGCGAUGUCCUUAGGGUCAGGGCACUGGACAAUGGCUUGGCGAGGACUCCUACCAUGGGCUGGCUACACUGGGAGCGGUUCAUGUGCAACCUGGACUGCCAGGAAGAGCCUGAUUCCUGCAUCAGUGAGCAGCUUUUCAUGCAGAUGGCAGAUCUCAUGGUCUCUGAUGGCUGGAAGGAUGUGGGUUAUAAUUACGUCUGUAUAGAUGACUGCUGGAUGGCUCCCGAAAGAGAUUCAAAAGGCCGACUUCAAGCAGACCCUCAGCGCUUUCCUGGAGGAAUUCAACGCCUAGCUAAUUAUGUCCACAGCAAAGGACUAAAGCUAGGGAUUUAUGCAGAUGUUGGAAAUAAAACCUGUGCAGGCUUCCCAGGGAGUUUUGGAUACUAUGACAUUGAUGCCAAGACCUUUGCUGACUGGGGAGUAGAUCUGCUAAAAUUUGAUGGCUGUUACUGUGACAGUAUAAACCUUUUGGCAAAGGGUUAUAAGCACAUGUCAUUGGCCCUGAACAAGACUGGAAGAAGCAUUGUAUACUCCUGUGAAUGGCCUCUUUAUAUGUGGCCCCUUCAUCAGCCCAAUUACAAAAAAAUCCGGCAGUACUGCAAUCACUGGAGAAAUUUUGCUGAUAUUUAUGAUUCCUGGGAAAGUAUAAAGCAGAUCUUGGCCUGGACAGCUUCUAAUCAGGAUAGAAUUGUUAAUGUUGCUGGACCAGGGGGUUGGAAUGAUCCAGACAUGUUAGUGAUUGGCAACUUUGGCCUUAGCUGGGAUCAACAAGUAACUCAGAUGGCUCUCUGGGCUAUCAUGGCUGCUCCUUUAAUCAUGUCUAAUGACCUGAGACAAAUCAGCCCUCAAGCAAAAGCUCUACUUCAAAAUAAGGAUGUGAUUGCUAUCAACCAAGACCCCUUGGGCAAGCAGGGGUAUCGCCUUAGAAAGGAAAAAGAAGUUGAAGUGUGGGAACGACCUCUCUCCAACAUAGCCUGGGCUAUAGCUCUGAGAAACCUGAAGGAAAUUGGUGGACCUCUUUCUUAUACCACAUCACUUGUUUCCCUAGGUAAAGGUGUGGCCUGCAGCCCUGGUUGCUUCAUUACACAGCUCCUCCCUAUAAAAAAGGAUCAUGGGUUCUAUGGAUGGACUUCUAGUUUUAAAACACAAAUAAAUCCCACAGGCACAGUUUUGCUGAAGCUAGAAGCCAUUAGUCCAAAUUGAAAAGCUUAAUACUUUGAAAUCUUUUUUUUCCAGUGAUUAAUUCCUGUCUGAUCCUUUGUAUUUCCACUAUAAAAAUCACUACUAAAUUUCCCCAAGUUAGAAAAUGAUGGAUUAGGGAAGCCUGUGCUAUUUAGCUUUUUAAGCAUCUGGGAGCUUUAUUUCUUGCCUUGAUGGUUUCUAAUUCCUUUGUUGACUUAGAUUAUCUUCUUAGAUUUCAGUCUUUGGAUUUCCGAUAGUCAGCGUAUAGUGUCUCUGUAUAUUAUACAAAGUUGUAAGAAUCAUGUCAAGAGUUAUAUUUUUGUUUCAUUGUAUCCAUUAUCCAGAAUUAAAUUAUUAAGCAUAAUUGGGGUUUUGGAAUUUUUAGUUUUGUUUGUGCAGUUUCUAGGCAGUGCUCAUUCAUAGUUGUUAAAUCAUGAUAAAUGAUCUUGCCUUAAUCUUUGGUGAUACUUUUUAAGUGUUUAUUUCAUCUGCUUAGAUACUAUUGUUUAGGCUGACUGGAUAUGGAAAUCAUGAAUAAAAACAUUUUCUUUCAUUAUAAAAACAAGUUUGAGGAAAAGGCUACUAAAGAAAGCUAUAAUUUAUUGUGCUAAGCUAUAAAAUAAAUGCUUAAAAUGUAUUUUAA
This is a messenger RNA of Perognathus longimembris pacificus (Pacific pocket mouse), 1945 nucleotides long. It is a transcript of the gene Gla, whose product is annotated as galactosidase alpha. The record is from RefSeq and is a predicted model, not a curated record. The transcript is spliced from 7 exons. Bases 55 to 1323 code for a protein of 422 amino acids. Lineage: Eukaryota; Metazoa; Chordata; Mammalia; Rodentia; Heteromyidae. Gene Ontology annotation, biological process: oligosaccharide metabolic process; glycosylceramide catabolic process; glycoside catabolic process. Gene Ontology annotation, cellular component: cytoplasm. Gene Ontology annotation, molecular function: alpha-galactosidase activity.